Molecule: messenger RNA, 573 nt
Organism: Funneliformis geosporum
Lineage: Eukaryota; Fungi; Glomeromycota; Glomeromycetes; Glomerales; Glomeraceae
Source: the annotation of a GenBank genome assembly
AUGCAUGAUAUUCAAGCUUAUCUUUGGCCAACUCCAAAUGCACUUGAGGAACUUAACGUUCCUUAUGACAUUCACUUGAUCAACAUCGGUAAAAAUGAACAAUUCGCUCCAGAAUUUCUAAAAAUUUCUCCAAAUAAUAAAAUUCCCGCCAUAGUUGAUCAAAAUCCUCCAUCAGAAUUUGGUGAAGGUGAAGGUGCUCCAGAUUUGUACCCAAAAAAUCCUCGUGAGAGGGCUAGAGUCAACGAAUGGUUAUUUUGGCAAGUUGGUGGGCUUGGCCCGAUGAUGGGUCAAUUAAAUCAUUUCACUUCUACGAAUAUCGAUUAUGCUAAAGAACGUUAUUCGAAAGAAGUUGAUCGAUUAUUCGGAAUCAUGAACAAACGCCUUGGAGAAUAUAAAUAUCUUGCUGGUGAUAACUACACGAUUGCUGAUAUAGCGUCAUACAAUUGGGUUAUAUAUAAUGAUAAAGUAAAGGCCGCGGAUACUCCUUUUCCAAACUUAAAGGCAUGGUUAGAACGUAUUAGUGAGAGACCCGCUGUUAAGAAAGCAAUGGAAAAGGCUAUUCGUCCAGAAUAG